UUAUUUAUGCUUAAAAGCGACUUAUUCCAAGCUCCAGUCAUGUCGAGCGCUGUGUUGACAUUGCUGGCCCUCGUGGUGACUGCGAAUGCGGAGUGUCAACCCGGAGAUGCCAUUUGCAAAGACCAAGAGCUUCCCAGCAACUCCCUGUUGCAGAGGGACAAAAGGGCACUCGGAAAGGAACUCUCAGAGGACAGCCGCGCUGGAGUGGGCGCCGAAACCGUGCAGGAAGCACGAGUGCGGAUUGCGAAGGAGUUGAAUAGCAAUAACUUCACCAUCAGCUUGGGAGGAUGUGAUCCUAUCAGAGGCGCUGGUGACAAGUCUUGCUGCUUCUCUAGAGGUAUCACGUGCACGAAUCCUCCCAAUCCCUUCAAGGCUGCUGAGACCGGCUGCCCUCUAGGCGCACUAUGCACCGCACCGCUGAAUGUGAAUCCUUUUGGCGCGCCAUCCUAUGGCUACUGCCAGUGUCAGGGAGGAUCUCCUUGCGAAGGUGGUCAAAGCUGUGGGAUGCCAUCCUUCCCCUUCGGGCAGUCGGAGGAAAAGCCGGAGGAGGCAGCCCACGAAAAGAUGGUUGCGGUCGAAAGCUCUGCGAAG
Molecule: messenger RNA, 591 nt
Organism: Cladocopium goreaui
Lineage: Eukaryota; Dinophyceae; Suessiales; Symbiodiniaceae
Source: the annotation of a GenBank genome assembly